Capronia epimyces CBS 606.96 is the source of this 1509-nucleotide messenger RNA. Its product is annotated as serine/threonine-protein kinase PRP4. NCBI's taxonomy places the organism in Eukaryota, Fungi, Ascomycota, Eurotiomycetes, Chaetothyriales, Herpotrichiellaceae. The record is from RefSeq and is a predicted model, not a curated record. The coding region runs from base 1 to 1509 and encodes 502 amino acids. The transcript is spliced from 2 exons. Gene Ontology annotation, molecular function: protein binding; U6 snRNA binding; U4 snRNA binding. Gene Ontology annotation, biological process: mRNA splicing, via spliceosome. Gene Ontology annotation, cellular component: U4/U6 x U5 tri-snRNP complex.
AUGGGCGUGGAUUUGGCAAACAUCCCUAUCGACCGGAACUAUGAAAUGCCCUCCGCUGGCGGUGUCGCCCCCGAGAAAGCCUCUGCAAUCCUCUCGCAAUUCGACCGGAAACGAAAGCUCGCACAAGUCGCAGUACCGACGGACGAUGCCAAAGUGAGAGCACGUCUGCGUGAGCUCGGAGAACCCAUCACACUUUUCGGAGAAGGGCCGGCCGACAGAAGAGACCGAUUACGCGAAUUUCUGUUGGACAAGGAAGAAGCAGGAGGCCAGAAUGGGGCUGUUGCGGACGUGCAAAUGCGAGAAGCAGAGGAUGAGGUAGAUCAAGAGGAGGAGUUCUAUACCGAAGGCGUACACGAACUCCUCGAGGCAAGAAGAGACAUUGCCAGAUACUCAUUACCAAAAGCCCGAGCUCGCAUCAGGAGGCUAAAGGAAGACUCCAGCAUUCCACUGCGAACGCACAUCAAGCACCGCAAGGAAAUCAAAGAAAGGCUGCAAGGCUUCGAACUAUUCGGGACCCAAAUCGCCGGAGAACGCCCGGUCAGCAUUACUCGCUUCGCACCCAACGGUGAGAUCAUUGCGGCUGGUAACUGGGGCGGUGGGAUCAAGCUGCUGGAUGUCCCCAAUCUCGACGAGAGAGUCACACUCAGAGGUCAUACCGGAAUUGUUGGAGGACUGGCGUGGUAUCCGGGAGCCACUUCGCCAACCUCGACCGUGUCGCCAGAUUCCGUCAACCUUGCCAGCGGGGCUGGAGGGCAAGGCGGUGCCCCCGAGAUCCAUCUAUGGUCAUUGAAUAAGGAAACACCACUUGCAACUCUUCAGGGGCACACCGACCGGAUAUGUCGAGUCGAGUUUCAUCCCGCUGGAAAGUACCUAGCUUCGGCCUCGUUCGACACAACAUGGCGACUCUGGGAUGUUGAGACAACCACCGAAUUGCUCUUACAAGAAGGACAUUCGCGGCAAGUAUUUACGGUCAGCUUCAACACGGAUGGCUCACUUCUAGCGAGUGGAGGAUUUGACAGUAUGGGGCGGAUCUGGGAUUUGAGGACGGGCCGGACCGUCAUGAUCCUGGACGGUCACAUUCGCGAGAUAUUCUCUCUUGAUUGGGGCAAUGAUGGGUAUCGAGUCCUCUCCGGUUCAGGGGAUGGAUGGGUCAAAUGCUGGGAUAUUCGACAAGUUCGGAGUGUCGGGGGGAUUGGUGCUCAUAACGGCAAUGUCUCAGACCUGAGAUGGUUUAAAGGCGUUGAUGGCGACGUGUCAUCCCUGGUCGAGUCUGACAGUGUGAGACAAGCACACAAGCCACGAAAAGCAGGCACCUUCUUUGUCAGUGGUGGAUUUGACAAGAACGUCAACAUUUAUUCUGCGGAUGAUUGGUCACUGGCGAAACAGCUGAGUGGACAUUCCGGAAACGUCCUGAGUGUCGAUAUCACCGAGGAUGCGAAAUGGAUUGCCAGCAGCGGUCACGACAGGACUGUGAAACUGUGGGGUCGCGAAGACGGACAGGGAGUGUGA